AUGAUCCCUCCCUCCCUGAGAGCGGCGGGCAUGCCUUUCCAGAGGCUCUUCGGUGUCUGGUUCUUGUUCUCACUGACUAUGGGGACGCUGCCAGUCCCUACGAGCGCCCUCGCCGACUCGCAGCGUGCACUCGAGCUGCCGGUCGACCACGGAAAGGCCCCUCUGCCCGUAGCGAACUGGACGAAGUCUUUCUGGAUCAACUCCCCAGGCGCGAACCCUCUCGCGGGUGAAGGCAGCCAGGGCCCGCUGACGGAGGACGCGGAUGUGUGCAUCAUUGGAAGCGGGCUCACAGGUGUGUCAGCGGCGUAUCACUUGGGCAAGCAGCUGGAGGGUCGCGAGCGUGCCGCGCCGUUGAAAGUUGUGAUUCUGGAUGCCAGGGACUUCUGUGCAGGGGCGACAGGGCGUAACGGCGGGCACCUGUCCCCAGUAGCCUUUGCCUCCUUCAAUCUCGCAUUACAAAGGUUCGGCACGGACGAAGUCUUGCGGUGGCUCGCCCUCGAGCGCCAUACCGUGACUGAGGUCGUGAAGAUUAUCGAAGAGCAUGGCCUACAGGAAGCGGUGGACCUGACUAACGGCGGGAGGAUUGAACUUCUCAUCACACCUGAGGAGUUAACGGCCGCGAAGGCCGACUACAAGGCAGCUGAGGCCGCAGGUGCAGACCUCGACGAUGUCAAAUGGCUGAAUGAGGGUGAGACAUUCGGCUCGUCACACCCAGGCUACCUUCACACAGGCUAUAAUCUAUGGCCCCUCAAGUUCGUCACCGAGCUCUACAAGCUGGCCGCCGCUUCUCCUGCUUUGAACCUCACCCUGCACACGCGUACCCCCGUAACCGCCGUCACGCCCUCCAACGGCUCAUCUACGCGCCCAUGGACGCUCAACACACCACGCGGCUCCGUUUCCUGCACGCGCAUCAUCCAUGCUACGAAUGCUCACGUAUCGCACUUGCUCCCACACAUGAGCGGGCCUGCCGGAGUGAUUCCUGUCCGCGCACAAGUAAUGGCGCUCCGCGCUGCCGCGCCUCUCGACUCGAUUUCUCGGCACGCGUGGACAGGCAACGAGGGCUUUGAGUAUUGGUUCCCUCGUCCGCUCGAGGAGGGCCAGGAACAUCCCUUGGUGAUCAUAGGCGGCGGACGGGAGGCGACCUUGCCGAAGUACGAGUUGUAUGUCGCUGAUGACUCUGCGAUCAAUCCGAAGGCAGGGGCUGCACUCAGGAAGUUCUUGCCUACGCUGUUCCCGGGCAAGUAUGAGGAGGGACGCGAACCGGAGAUGGAAUGGACCGGUAUCAUGGGGUACACAGCUAGCAGCGAUCCUUUCGUUGGGCCUGUUGUCGAUCCCUCUAGUUCUACGAACAAAUACGAAGGCCACUUCGUCUCUGCAGGAUAUAGUGGACACGGCAUGCCGCGUGCAUUCGCUUGUGCGGAAGCAUUGGCACAGAUGGUUGCGGCAGGGAUCAUGGGCAAGUCGUGGUCUCCCCCGGAGUGGUUGCCACGACACUACCUCACAAACCGCGUAGGACUCGUUCAACACUAG
This is a messenger RNA of Rhodofomes roseus, 1530 nucleotides long. RefSeq names its product FAD dependent oxidoreductase. NCBI's taxonomy places the organism in Eukaryota, Fungi, Basidiomycota, Agaricomycetes, Polyporales, Fomitopsidaceae. The record is from RefSeq and is a predicted model, not a curated record. The transcript has 6 exons. Gene Ontology annotation, cellular component: cytoplasm. The coding region runs from base 1 to 1530 and encodes 509 amino acids. Gene Ontology annotation, molecular function: oxidoreductase activity.